Molecule: messenger RNA, 2013 nt
Organism: Rotaria sp. Silwood2
Lineage: Eukaryota; Metazoa; Rotifera; Eurotatoria; Philodinida; Philodinidae
Source: the annotation of a GenBank genome assembly
AUGAUUUGGUUUAUAAUUAUUUCAAUAUUAAUGUCAAUAGCAAAUGUUCAUACAUUGCUUUCUAUUGGUGUUAAUUUGGAUGGUUUACAUGAUUGGAGUCGUAGUCUUCCAUAUGUAAAUUUAGUGCGGCAAGCACGUGUGUGGGGUAGUGCAGAUAGACCUUGGGAUGGUAAUGCAACAUUUGAUUUAGUAAGUGGAUGGCCUAAUAAUGAUUUUGGAAUAGUAUUAGCUACAAAUAAUAUUGAUAUGGGAGGAACAUAUAUGUUAUAUGCUAAAGGCAAUGCACAAGUAUCAACAGCUGGUGGUUCCCCUGCAAAUAUUGUGAAUAAAACAUAUGAUGCAUCAACAAAUACCCUUACAGCUUUGAUAAAUGUCCCGCAAGGUGCAAUUCAAAUGAUGCUUAGUUUUCGAAAUACAACUGGUCCUGGUUUACAAGAUAUAGCUAUAUUACAGCCAGGUUAUGAUUUAUCAUCAAAAUCAAGGAUAACAAAAUUAAUGUUAGCACACUUGUCUCGUUUCAAUAUUAUACGUUUUAUGGAUUGGACGAAUACAAAUGCUAAUUAUGAAGUUAAUUGGAAUGAUGCAACAUCAGUAAAUUGGCCAACAUAUACACCACCUAAACGUAAUCCAUGGGAAACAGUUCCAAAUAUUAUUAAUCAAAUAAAUAAACCAAUAGAUAUUUGGAUAAAUAUCCCACAUGGUGCUACAAAUGAUUAUAUAUUAAAUAUUGCAAAAAUAAUGUUAAAAGAACUAAAUCCAUUAAGUAAUAUUUAUGUUGAAUAUUCAAAUGAAGUUUGGAAUUCUAUGUUUCCACAAGCCAAAGCAAAUCUUCUUGCUGCAAUGGAUUCUAUCCAUAAUCAUGGUGAUCCAUUGCAUUUAAAUCAUGAUGGUAUUUCAAAUUCAUACGCUUGGGGAUUUCGACGAACAGCAUAUCAAAUAAAACAUAUUUCAGAUUUAUUUAAAAUUGUAUUUGGCAAAGAAAAUGUUGGUUUAUGGAAACGUGUUCGACCAAUAUUAGCUGGUCAAGCUGUAAAUCCAUAUGUUAUUAACACUGGUUUAGAUUAUUUAAAUACUAUUUAUGGUCCACCAUCAACAUUUCUUCAUGGUAUUGCUAUUGCUCCUUAUUUUGACUUAGAACAUUAUAAAACAUGGUCAAAUUUAACAAUUGAUCAAGUACUUGAUGGAUUUCAUUCAAGUAUUCAAAGAUUUUUACCCGAACAUGGUUGGAGUCAACAAGCACCUAUUGGUGUUCAUGCUGUUUAUGCUGCCUGGUAUAAAUUAAAUGUAUAUGGUUAUGAAGGAGGACCUGAUACUGCUAGUGGAUGUGGAGAUUGUUCAUUAGAAGCAAAAAUAAAAGCUACUCGCCAUCCUCGUAUGACUGAUAUAUGUUUAACAUUCUUAAAUGGAUGGUCAAGAUUUGGUUUUCAGACACUGAAUUGGUUUGGAUCUGGAGCUAAUCAAAUAGGUAAAUAUGGAUCAUGGAGUUUAUUAGAAGAUAUGAGACAAGAAAUAUUAAUUGAUACAACAAAAAUGUUUAAUUCAACAUCAUCUGUUGCUCAACUUCCACGGCCAGCACCAAAAUUAAAAGCGAUUGAUCAAUUUCGUCAAAGUUCAGUUCAAUUUAAUUUUGGAAUUUCUAUUCCAUCUUAUAAUGUGAAUGCAACUAAUUUUGCGGGUCAUAAAGUACCAUAUCCUGAUCCUGAUUUAAGAUAUUUAGGUCCUAAUUCAGUAUUUUAUUAUCCAUUACAAAUCCGUCAAUCACCAAUUCAAAUUAAUUUAACUGUUUAUGUCGGUGGAAAUUCUGGUACAUUAGAAGCAUCAAUUAAUAAUGAACAGUUUAUUCAAGUUCAAACACCUACAACAUUCAAUACAACAACAUUUCAAGCAGCACCACUUAUACAAUUUAUUAUAACUCAAAGAAUUGUUCCAUCAAUUGUAACACUUCGUUUAAAAAGUAUUCAAACUGGUUAUUCAAUUCGUAGCUUUGAUGUCGUAGCAUCACCAAGAAAAUAA